Messenger RNA from Guillardia theta CCMP2712, 618 nucleotides. RefSeq lists its product as hypothetical. NCBI's taxonomy places the organism in Eukaryota, Cryptophyceae, Pyrenomonadales, Geminigeraceae. Gene Ontology annotation, molecular function: zinc ion binding; GTP binding; GTP cyclohydrolase I activity. The coding region runs from base 1 to 618 and encodes 205 amino acids. The transcript has 7 exons. Gene Ontology annotation, biological process: tetrahydrofolate biosynthetic process; tetrahydrobiopterin biosynthetic process. Gene Ontology annotation, cellular component: cytoplasm. The record is from RefSeq and is a predicted model, not a curated record.
AUGGUUUCUGCUGCGAAUCACGACGGUAGCAGCGGUGCUGCAGCAGGUCAGAACAAGCAGAUCGAGGAUGCGAUGAGAACGAUUCUGAGUGAGUUGGGAGAGGACCCGUCGAGAGAGGGUCUUCUUAAAACUCCGAGCAGAUACGCGAAGGCGAUGCGUUUCUUCACUCAGGGGUACCAACAGGACCUCGACACGGUGCUGAACAAGGCAAUCUUCACGGAAGACUCCGAUGAGAUGGUCAUGCUGAGGAAUAUAGAGCUCUUCAGCAUGUGCGAGCACCAUCUCGUUCCCUUCCAUGGCCGCGCGCAUAUCGCCUACCUCCCUCGAGGAAAAGUCGUCGGGCUGUCGAAGCUCGUCAGGGUGACUGAGUUGUACAGUCGAAGAUUGCAGGUCCAAGAGAGGUUAACAAAGCAGAUUGCCACAGCAUUGCAAGAAAAGUUGGAGCCUCAUGGUGUUGGAGUUGUCAUCGAAUGCGUUCACCUCUGUAUGGCUAUGAGAGGUGUUCAGAAACCUCACAGCACGACCGUUACUUCGUGCAUGCUGGGAGACUUUAGGACGGACGCGCGAACUCGCAACGAAUUCCUCCACCUCGUCCGGUCGGCCCCGCAGGCGUUCUAG